CCUCAGAUCUAGGCCUGCAAGUAAGAAUGUCUCAGGACCGCCCGCAUGAUCAACAGCACUUGCGGGCCCCACGGCUUGGAUCCUUUAGCUACUCGCAGCUCUUCUCAGGCAAUGAAUUUCUUAAUAUCACCCAUUGGAAGAUCGAGACUUUAUCCCUUCGAAGUACCUGCACUGUUGCUCACUCGAACGUACUCGACCUGCAAGUCUCGUUUUCGACUCAGAGCCUUGGAUUCGAGAACCUCCCCCAGGCUGUAAUUCAGAACUCAUUAUGCAGACGACGGCGAUUCCUGAAGGUCAUAUGGCUUCGCGCCAUCCGACGGUUAACCCUCAUCAUGACGUUAAAGAAAGUGACAAACACAAUGAAGGAAUAGAAAUGCAAGUGGAGUCGUCUCCAAGUGGUUCAGGGGCAGCGUCUAUCUCUGACCUGAAAGCCCAAACGAAAGGUCAGCGGCUGCGCGCACGAGUGCAGUUUGCGACAGUCUGUGGGUCGAUGUACCUAGCUGGAUGGAAUGAUGGAACAACUGGUCCACUACUCCCACGGAUACAGACAGUGUAUGGCCUGGAUUUCGCUGUCGUAUCUCUGAUAUUCGUGUUCGCAUGCGUUGGCUUCCUAUCUGGAGCGUUCGCAAAUCUAUAUCUAGACGGUAAAUUCGGCUUUGGGAAGGUGAUUGUGCUAGGAUCAGCAUGUCAAGUCAUAGCAUAUGCAAUAGAAUCAGCUGCCCUGCCAUUUCCUGCAUUCGUGCUAGGUUACGCCAUCAAUGGCUUUGGAAUGGCUUUACAGGACGCGCAAUCGAAUGGUUAUGUGGCCAGUCUCAAGGAUAACCCCGAGACGAAAAUGGGGAUCCUCCACGCGGUAUACGGAGCUGGCGCUUUGUCGUCUCCUUUGGUAGCAACGCAAUUUGCUCAGCUCCCGCAUUGGUCAUUUCACUACCUGUGCAGCCUCGGUAUCGCAUUCAUAACCACUGUGUCGUUGAUAGUAGUCUUUGGGCUGAAAACACAGGAUGAGUGCCUCGCUCAGAUUGGACAGCCAGCAGGUGAAAAGGGAACGAGUGAAAGUAGCCAGUUCAAGCAGAUAUUGGGGCUCAGAGAAGUGCACCUCCUUGCCUUCUUUAUAUUGGUGUAUGUAGGAGUGGAGGUCACUGUAGGUGGCUGGAUGGUGACGUACAUCAUCGAUGUGCGCGGAGGAGGUCCGAGUUCGGGAUAUAUCUCAUCAGGAUUUUUUGGAGGUCUUAUGCUUGGCCGUGUCGGUCUUUUGUGGGUGAACAAAAAGGUCGGCGAACGUCGUGUCUUGUUCAUUUACGCCAUCCUUGCAAUUGGGCUGGAGCUAAUAGUAUGGCUGGUACCUUCACUCAUUGGUGGAGGCGUGGCGAUCGCAUUAAUCGGUGUGAUUUUGGGACCGAUGUACCCCAUCGCUAUGAAUCACACAGUACGUAUCCUCCCUGGGUGGCUCGUCACAGGAUCGAUCGGCUGGAUAGCAGGCUUCGGACAGGCAGGUUCCGCGCUUUUCCCGUUUUUGACAGGGAUCAUUGCAUCUAAGACGGGAAUCAAGAGUUUACAGCCAUUACUCAUUUCGAUGAUGGCGUUCAUGACCAUCUUAUGGGCUUUGGUGCCAAGAACUGCUAGAAGAGCUGCAUGAUAUAUCUCAGCUGGCGGUGUGUCUUGUAGACGGUUUGACAUGUGCCGAUAGAUUGCUCUCGCAUCUUAAUGACCUCGUUAUGAACAAAUUAAACAUCCCCCUGAGUUUUCCC
Suillus paluster is the source of this 1748-nucleotide messenger RNA. RefSeq names its product MFS general substrate transporter. Lineage: Eukaryota; Fungi; Basidiomycota; Agaricomycetes; Boletales; Suillaceae. Gene Ontology annotation, molecular function: transmembrane transporter activity. Gene Ontology annotation, cellular component: membrane. The coding region runs from base 269 to 1636 and encodes 455 amino acids. The record is from RefSeq and is a predicted model, not a curated record. Gene Ontology annotation, biological process: transmembrane transport. The transcript has 15 exons.